AUGUGUGUAGAAAGUGGUGGUGAUUGUUUUGAAGACUCCACUUUGGUAGAAGCUGAAGAUGUUGGGUUCUCUCAAAACCCUAGCUUCUCCAUUGAAGAAGAGGAAGAAGAAGAAGCACACCCUUACGAGCAGAACUACUGUGGUGCCAUGGAUAUGGAGCUUAUCCAGCAGCAGCUGAAUAAUGUUGAACAGUGUUAUAAUAACACCAAUGAUGGGAACAAUGGGCGUUUGGUCCAAGAAUUAGGACCAGAUCUUAUGUUUCCCUUGAGUGUUCUCCCCCCACAACCCCCUUUGCUGAGAAACUACUACUUGUUUCACUCUUUACCUCAUGGGGGCUUUGCAAUUGGGGGAUCAAGUAGUAGCUAUAGCUCUUUGUUUGAUGAGAGAGAUCAUCAGGUUCCGAAUAAUAAUAAUGUUAAUGUUAAUGUUGCUUUCUACCAAGAUGUAAAUGGAAUUGGAAGGGGUUUUGAAUUCACUGCUGACAUGAAUGAUUUGGGCAAAAAUAGAGAUGGUAAGGACUCCAAACACUUUGCCACAGAGAAGCAAAGGAGAGUCCAUUUCAAUGACAAGUUCCAGGCCUUAAGGAAGCUGAUCCCAAACCCCACAAAGAAUGAUAGGGCAUCAAUUCUGGGGGACGCUAUUGAGUACAUAAAUGAGCUUAAGAGCACAGCGAGUAAACUCAAGGAUCUGGUAGAGAAGAAGAGAUGCAGCUGCAGAGAGAGGAUUAAGAGGCCUAGCAGGCGGCAGAAAACUACAACAGAAAAUGAUGUGAAGUUUGAGCUGGAAGAUAUGCUCCAAUGUUGCAACGGAGUUUCAUUAUCAAGUUCAAGUUCUUGGCACCGGACAAAAUCCAAGAAUAAUAAUACCGAGGUUGAUGUUCGAAUCCUGGACGAUGAAGUCACAGUGAAACUAAUUGUCCUGCAGAAGAAGAAGAAGAAGGGGACAAACUGCCUGCUCUUAGUUUCAAAGCUUCUUGAUGAACUGCAGCUCCAUCUGUACCAUGUUGCCGGAGGGCUCAUCGGUGAUUACUAUAGCUUUCUCUUCAACUCCAAGAUCUUCCAAGGCACUACGGUGUAUGCGAGUGACAUAGCCAACACGCUCGUUGAGGCUAUGGAGAAAGACGUAGUACAGUACACAGCAGCCAUUGCACCGCCCGCCCUACAAUUAAGCACUAGCUAG
Ipomoea triloba (trilobed morning glory) is the source of this 1179-nucleotide messenger RNA. Its product is annotated as transcription factor bHLH10-like. Gene Ontology annotation, biological process: regulation of DNA-templated transcription; anther wall tapetum development. Gene Ontology annotation, molecular function: protein dimerization activity. The record is from RefSeq and is a predicted model, not a curated record. Bases 1 to 1179 code for a protein of 392 amino acids. The transcript has 3 exons. Lineage: Eukaryota; Viridiplantae; Streptophyta; Magnoliopsida; Solanales; Convolvulaceae.